AAAUGGUCCCGGUUCUCUUUAACCUGACCCUGGCCAUUGUGUUUGUUCUGACCUGCAUGUCAGCGGUCCCGCUGCGGGGCCACAAGCCGCCGCAGGUGGACCCGCUGACGGCCCACCGGGCCGACCCGCAGUGCUGGGACUCCUCCUCGGCUCUGCUGCUAGACAUGCGGUCUCCGAGGAUAGCCGACACGGUCCCCGCCUUCUGGGACCUGAUGGGGACCCUCCGGUCCUCAGAGGACGGGAAACACGCGGCGCUGUUCUGGGACCUGGCCCGGGUCUUUUGGGAGAUCUACGUGGAAUGCGUGAUGUCCAGGAGCCACGGCAUGGGGAGGAGACACAUCACCUCUGUGCACUCCCUGAUUACUGACAAGUCCUUCAGGUUCAACAGCUCGAGAGCUAACUCCUGGACAAAGCUCACAGUCAGAGUGAGACGCAGAGGACACAUCACCAGACUGAAGACCGAACCCAAAUAAAACACAACACAAAUGUCUCUGAGGGUUCCAGCUGGGCAGCUUUUGUCUUUAUUUCAGCCCUUCUUUGUGAUGCCCCUGUCAUCAGUUAAAAGAAAAUGUUGUAUGGAUAUUAAUAUUAUUCUUUUACAUUCCUUAAUGUUGUUACUUUUUUAUAUGGACAAUUAAAUAUUUAGC
Messenger RNA from Xiphophorus couchianus (Monterrey platyfish), 647 nucleotides. RefSeq names its product protein FAM237A. The transcript is spliced from 2 exons. NCBI's taxonomy places the organism in Eukaryota, Metazoa, Chordata, Actinopteri, Cyprinodontiformes, Poeciliidae. The coding region runs from base 3 to 473 and encodes 156 amino acids. The record is from RefSeq and is a predicted model, not a curated record.